Messenger RNA from Syngnathoides biaculeatus (alligator pipefish), 1366 nucleotides. It is a transcript of the gene pih1d2, whose product is annotated as PIH1 domain containing 2. The record is from RefSeq and is a predicted model, not a curated record. Gene Ontology annotation, cellular component: ribonucleoprotein complex; cytoplasm; R2TP complex. The coding region runs from base 299 to 1264 and encodes 321 amino acids. The transcript has 6 exons. Gene Ontology annotation, biological process: box C/D snoRNP assembly; rRNA processing. NCBI's taxonomy places the organism in Eukaryota, Metazoa, Chordata, Actinopteri, Syngnathiformes, Syngnathidae.
UCUACUAAUCUAGUUUCUAUAGCAACAGACAACACAGCUGUAAAGCAUCAAGCUCUUCAACUUGCUCAGAUACUAAUUAGUUUGGAUGGGUCGUUAAUGUGAAUUUAAUAUUUAAUUUGUUGGACUGUUCAUGUGUGAAUUCACAACGGGGAUCGUUUUGUUUCUUGACUGCCAGUUUAAAUUCGUUUUCGCUAGCCGAAAAAAUUAAACACAGCAUUAGGCUAGCUUGAAACUGCUGGAGCUGACACUAGCUGACGAGACGUACGUUUAGACAAAACUAUCGCCAUUUGGAUUGAAAAUGUCGUCCACCGGCACCCCGGGAGAUGUUCUCCAGCAGGUCAACCAGUUGUGGUUCAUGUUGGACGACCUUUGCCAAAACGACCCAGAAGCUUACCGCAGCUUCGUGGAGAAACAGGUGAAAUCCGGCAUUGAGUACAACGCGCCGCCUCAGCUCGACUCGUGUAUUCGCACCGACAUGUUGGAACCACCGGGAGGCGUGUUUUACAUUAACAUAUGCAGCUGGAAGCGUGUACCAGCAUCCCAAGAUCCCAGCAAGCCGUUACCCGUGUACGCUGGAAGCCUGGAAGCACACACAGAUGAAGGUGCUUACACUGUCCUGGACAUCGCAUUUAAUCCCGAGGUUCUGCAUGACUGUAAGAAAGACAAGUCAGAGAUGGAUCAAAUCUACUUGCUGGCUCUGAGCUUCGCCCAGCAGCAGCAUGGGCUGAAGUUGUCUCAGCAGUAUAAUGUCGUUCGCUUUUGCCCCAAAAAUGGCCCGGAGGACUUGCGUCGCCGCCUUGGCUUCCACCAGCUGCAGCAGCACCGACUGAAUGCAGACAAAGAGAUGCAUGCCGAAAGGCAGAGCCCAGACUCCUUCUUGCAGCGGAUCAACUCUCUGCGGCUGGCCAAAGACGACACAGGGCCGCCAGCUGAUAUUGUCCAUCGACCCGCCGUGCGCAAGAAGGGCUUGAUCGAGGUAAUAUCCUCCACCACUGUUGAGGAGCCCAAAAAGCCCGAAUACCGACUAGAGGUGAUGGACCACGCCGAGGGAUUUCCCAGCAAGAUGAAGCUGACUGUGGAGCUUCCCAAGAUAAGCUCCAUGUCGGAGUGGCAGCUCAAGAUGUCCAAGGAUGAUGUCUUGUUAGAGGUUGAGGACAUCUACUUCUUGCUUCUGGACUUGCCCAAGGCUGUCAAUGAAAACACCGCGGUUGCCAUCUUUAAUAAGCGGAGUAGAAGGCUUACGGUAACGGUGGAUGUUUUAUGACAUCUCCGGACUGGGAAAGAUUAACUUGAAAGUCCAAGUAAAAUAACGAAAAUGCACCUAGGUAACUUCUCUGAUGGAAAAUAAAGUUGUAGUAACCUGCCA